CACAAGACUACGAUAGGAAAAUUGCUGCAACAAAAAUGUCGACUGGUCCUGUUUCCAGCGAAUUCCCAGCGCUGCAACAGCUAGCAAAGGAGGUUUCCGAAGCCAUGAGCACGAUCAAGGCGGCGAUGCAGAAGCUGAGCAAAAGCGGGGUGACAUCCGACGCGCUAAUAGAAAUAAAGCCGCUCCCGACACACCAGAUCCUGCGUAGCCUGGAGACACUGCAGACGCAGAUAGCAGGCAAUAAUGUGCCGGGCGAGGUAGACCCGCUUGGUCUGCGUGACCGCAAGGUGGUGGCACAGGCGAUAGAUUUAUUGAUGUACUUUGAGAUAGCGCCGCGGUUUGAUCCAGGGAUAGGUGUGGCGGUGAGCCAGCGCAUUAGCAAUGGGACAGCUGGCGUGCUGAAGGAGAUGCAGCAGGCAGGUACUGUCUGGCCGCCAACAGAGAGCAUGGGGUUGGAGGAGUGGCUGGAGCGGCUGGUCAGGAUCAUCGACCAGUGCAUGGGCCUGACCGACGUGGGUGCGAUUCUGGCAAACCGGUACUUGGCGGAUCUGCUGGCGGGACUGAUGCAAUGCGCGUACAAGCCAGUACGCCCCGGGACAAUGGUGGACGGAGAGCGACGGGUGGAACUGAAGAAGAUGUUUUCGCGGCUCUUUGACAAAUCCGAGCCGUACCUGCUGAUUGAGUCGCUGACGGUUCUACUCAAUGCAGCAGUGCAAAGCAAGCAGGGGCAGAUCAAAUGGUUCUGCAUUAUGUGCGGACGGUUCCUGAGCCGCGUGCUGCUGCGCACAGGCGGCGUUCAGGUUACUCUGGAUUACAUGGUCAGCGACGGCGAACUGACGACAGAGAAAAUGCACAAAAUCUCCAAUCUACUUUUGACGCCGCCAAAGGGAAUGGACGCCAAGGUGUAUUUGGAGAAAGUUGUGCCCCAGGUUAUGCAGUUGGCCGACCCUCAGACUGCGGACAUGAGCGAGGUAGAGAACGACGCGCAGGAGGCGAUCAGAAUGGCUCUGGAUGCGAAAGCAAGGCAGAGUCGAGUAUCUUCUACCGCUGCCUAUGCGCUUAGUCAAUGUGCUGAGAAACACCCCGAUGCGUUCCGCACGCUGGUUGUCCCCCAUGUGUGCCUACCGCUGCAGCAAUGGUUUGAGCCUACGUCGGACUUGCCAGCUAACAGUGAGACGCAGCCAGAACAUGCAAAUGACGAUCUGGUGCAGCGUGCGCUUGGCCAAGGUAUCAGCAAGAAGCCGCUGAUACAGGAGAUCAGUAAUGAUCAGGGCGACCAGAUCGUUAGCUCUCCAUUAGAGCUGGAAACUAGCCUAGCGUGGUUGCAUCUAUUUACGCAGAAAAUGCCGUCAGAAAGGCUACUGGCCGAGCUCGUUUGCCCGGUGUUCCUGCCUCUCUUUUACAUGUUUGCGCAGGACACGCAAAAUACGCGCGCCAAAACCACAUUGGUCAGUACGCUCACACAGCUGCCACAGCCAGCUGCCACAGCAUUGAUUCUGCGUCUGAUCCAGAAUGUGCGCAGCCACGAUUGCUGUUGGCCUGUUUUCGCAAAAGCCUCCACUACUGGCAAGGUGCUUCUGGUUCGCAAUGGCAGCCGGCAGGACCACUUGCCAAUUGAGGCCCUCAUUGAUGUGCUCAUGGCAUCUGAUCUGAAGCAGUUUCUCGGCGACCUCUUCAUCACGCUGCUGCGCGAGCAGGAGGCGAUGCUGGAGAUACUGCGCAGUGGCAUGCCCACUGAAGACCUAACUGUCAAGUGGUGGCUCCUCUCGCAAACCACCUUGGAGAUGGUCGAAAAAUUCGGCCCUGCUGUCCUGACCCAGCGCGCGCAGGUACUGGCUUUUGUCCACAGCACACUGGCCAGGGCCUGCGACAGCAUAAGAGAGAAUCAGCAGCAGCCGUCGACGGCUGGAGAACAGCGGCAAGUAUCGAUUGAGGAGCUUGUCAAGUCGCUGAGUGUAGGCGGCAAGUCGCCUGAGCAAUCUCUCGACGAUGUCAGCGAAGAAGUUGAGGGUCGCGUGGGCGAAACCGAAACGGCCAUUCUCGCGUUAAUGCUACUAGGUCAGAUUUUGCUUGGUGAAGAGCCGCAAUGGGACAACCCGUCGCUGAAGUUGUUGCGCAGAAUCCAGUCCCAGCUCACACUCCUGAGCUCCUCACAGUCCCUUCCUGUGGUAGCUCGACUGGCUGGCGAAGUCAAGCUGCAGGUUGCCAUGGUCAUGGCAAUCAGUGGCCACUCAACGACUGAGCCGCAUCAUGACUCGGAGACUGGCUCGGAGAUUUUGCGGUUCAACAGUGCACUGCGCGAUAUCAACGACGCUAUGAUCCCCAUCCAAGCACACGGCGUUGUUGAGCUGCGUAAUAUGGUGCUAGCAAAAUCACCUGCUCUGGCCGAUGCCACCAGGCUCAGUACGGCUGUGGAUAUCUUUGUCGAGAUGCUGCGCAAUGACGAUAGCUUCAUUUACUUCAAUGCCAUCAAGGGUCUAGCCGCUCUGGCCGACGUCCACGCCGAGCGCUUUAUUCCGCGCCUCGCUGAAAUGUACCGCCGGGGAACUGUCGACGAGCGCCUGCGCGUUGGUGAGGCUCUCCUGCAGACUGUACUGCGGGCAGGUGAGAUGCUGGCCGAGUACUCCAAGAUCCUCCUACCACCAUUACUAGAAUCGGUGCGUGAAGACGGUGUGAUCGCACAGUCUGCCAUCUCCAUCCUUGCGGCAAUCGCACAAACUUACCCACUGGCACUGCUGAGCUCGCUGCAUGAAAUCAUCCACUGCCUUGGUGAUAUCCUGGCAUUGGGGUCUGUCGAGGUCCGCCGUGCUGCUGUUGUGUUUUUGGUGGAGCUUGUUCGCGGCCAAAGCGUCGAUGCAGAUACACUGCGCACUGCAUAUCGCUUGCUGAGGCGCAUCGAGCAAGGAGAUGAGGACGACAUCGUCAGGCAUAAUGCCAGUGUUGCAGUUGAGGAUGUCGCCGAAGGAAUGCGUGAGCGUAUGCUAUCUAUUCCGCAGCUCCUGUAGUGCCAGUUAUUGCUGUUUUUGCUCCAUUACAAAACAAAAACAAGAC
Messenger RNA from Linderina pennispora, 3051 nucleotides. RefSeq lists its product as uncharacterized. The coding region runs from base 36 to 3005 and encodes 989 amino acids. The record is from RefSeq and is a predicted model, not a curated record. Gene Ontology annotation, biological process: protein secretion. NCBI's taxonomy places the organism in Eukaryota, Fungi, Kickxellomycota, Kickxellomycetes, Kickxellales, Kickxellaceae. The transcript has a single exon.